Cladophialophora immunda is the source of this 1473-nucleotide messenger RNA. RefSeq lists its product as uncharacterized. Gene Ontology annotation, biological process: isoprenoid biosynthetic process; ubiquinone biosynthetic process. The record is from RefSeq and is a predicted model, not a curated record. Gene Ontology annotation, cellular component: transferase complex. The transcript has 2 exons. Bases 1 to 1473 code for a protein of 490 amino acids. Gene Ontology annotation, molecular function: prenyltransferase activity. Lineage: Eukaryota; Fungi; Ascomycota; Eurotiomycetes; Chaetothyriales; Herpotrichiellaceae.
AUGCCAUUCGCAGCCAUGGGGGGUCGCGGGCGUAUUUCUCGGAAGUCGUCGAUUAUUUGGCCGCCAGCAGCAACGGCCCCGACAACAGCUUCUUCACGAUUGAAUCUAAAUCCGUCGAUUUGCCCGUGGUGUCGGACGAAAUCACAAUACCCAAGAUCAGCUUCACAUGCUCUCCAGUCGCAGUCGAGGCGUCACUUCUCGAGCUCCUCCCCUCAGUCGUCAUGGGCCGCCGCCGUCCAAAAGAUCCAGAGCACCGUCGCCGAGGUCCUCCCCUCCUCUGCCCGACAAUCCACUGGUAAUAUCACCAUUGAUCCUCUCAAGAUUGUCGCGAAAGAAUUAAAAUUCCUCAACAAGAACAUCCGCCAGUUGCUUGGAUCGGGACACCCGAUACUAGACACGGUUGCAAAGUACUAUACGCAGAGCGAAGGGAAGCAUGUUAGGCCACUGCUCGUGCUGCUGAUGUCGAGGGCGACUGCUUUUGCUGCUAAGCAGCCGCGGCCUAGAUAUGAUGUUCAACAUACUUUGUCCAGAAACGCCAUUGACACGCCGAUCACGAGCCCGUCCGUGCUUCUUGACAAAAAUCCAGACAAAGACCUACAGAAUUAUGCCUCUGCCGUGUCGCCAUUGACGGAUACCUCAAACGAAACGGAGUUCGCCUUUCCCAAUGAUGCCGCAAUCCUGCCCUCGCAGCGACGACUGGCAGAGAUUACGGAACUCAUCCAUACCGCUUCCCUUCUCCACGAUGAUGUGAUCGACCACUCGACCACUCGCCGCUCCGCACCCUCCGCAAACACCACAUUCGGGAACAAAAUGGCUGUGCUUGCGGGUGAUUUUAUGCUCGGGCGUGCCUCUGUCGCCCUCGCUCGAUUACGGGACCCCGAAGUCACGGAGUUGCUUGCAACAGUAAUUGCGAAUCUGGUGGAAGGCGAAUUCAUGCAACUGAAGAACACUGCGAGUGACGAGAAGAACCCCAACUGGAGCGAGCAGACCAUAUCUUACUAUCUACAAAAGACAUACCUGAAAUCUGCAAGCCUGAUCAGUAAAAGUUGCCGUGCAGCGGCGUUGCUCGGACAGUGCGCCCCAAAUGUGGUCGAGGCUGCAUACCAGUAUGGGAAAAACCUGGGACUCGCGUUUCAGCUUGUGGACGACAUGUUGGAUUACACGAUAUCUGGAACCGAAUUGGGGAAACCGGCCGGUGCGGACUUGGAGCUGGGGUUGGCGACGGCGCCGCUGUUAUUUGCAUGGAGGAAUAGGCCGGAGUUGGGGUUGUUAGUGGGCAGGAAGUUCUCAAAAGAGGGUGAUGUGCAGAAGGCAAGGGACAUUGUAUCGCAGAGCGACGGUCUCGAGCAGACUCGCGCCCUGGCUCAGGAAUAUGCCGACAAGGCUGUUUCCUCAAUCAGUGCGUUUCCACCCGGCGAGGCCAAGGAUGGCUUAGAGGAGAUGUGUAUAAAGGUUAUGAAGCGUCGAAAGUGA